AUGAGUAAUGAUACUAGUUAUGACCCAAACACUGAUCCAAAUGCCCCUUACGUAGAUUACGGUGUGAAUCCAGAGUUUACACAGGACAUUGAACAUUUUCGAUUAGAAGCAACUUACGACAAAUUAAAUUUUUAUCUAAGCAUUAUAAGUAUUUCAUGUGGUUUCUUGGUAUUAUUUAUCAUGACCAUUAUGUGGCUUUAUGAUAGAAAGUUGGUCGAUCGUGUAUCAUUGAGGUUGACUGCAAUGAUUUCCUUUGUGGAUAUGUUAAAUGGUGGAACUGUGUUGGCGUACACGCUAUGGAUUCCUGUAGAUGGUACAUUAUGCACUGCUAUUGGAUUUGGAAUGAGUUUUUUCCCUCAGUUAUAUUUAUUUCUAACUGUUAUGAUUGCAUUCAAUCUACAGGUUGUUUUUCUUCACAGAAGAAAAGUUUCAAGAUUUUCAGAUAGAUGGUAUGUUCCGGUAGCGUUUCUAACAGCAUUAAUUAUAAACAUACCACCGCUAGUCUAUAAUAGAUUUGGCUUUGACAUUGAUGUCAUUGAUUGUUUAUACAGAGAAGGUUAUUCCGAGGCAACAAGAUGGUGGUCAAUUUUAACAUUUUUCAUUCCAAUAACAAUAUCAAUGAUUUAUUGUACAACGGUUUUGAUGAUUGUGGUGUGUAAAUUGAUCUUUGAACAUCGUCAAUUGGCAGAAGUCAUACAAUCUUCAAAAAGCAAUAAAACCUUAUCAGUAAAAGCCAGACACAAAAAAUUAUUAUUGUUAAAAUUGGUUAGUCGUAUUUCUCUUUAUGCGUUAAUACCUUUGCUCAAUGUAAGCGGUAUCUUGGUGGAACUUAUUUAUACUUCAGUGCACAAAAAAAAUCGAACCGAGCCUCAGGCUAUAAUUUUUUGGUCAAUUAUUGGAACAUGUUCUCCUGGAAUUUUUAAUUUUUUUGCAUUCGUAUUCGAUCCAGCUUUACAUAAUGGUUUUAGAAGGUAUAAAAGAGUUUUGGUGGAUAGUUAUGGCUUUGUGAAGCCGUUCGACGACGAUAAUAGCAAAGCAACUGUCUCUUUAAAUAGUCCACCAUUGUCACCAUCAGAAUUUAGAACUUUUAGAAAUUCAUCAUUAACAUUACCCCCAAUAACACCACUACAAAAAUCAUCAUCACCAAUCCUAAACGAGAAUAUAAACGCCCAAUGGUUUUGGUUCUUGAUCAAAGUAGACCGCAUUGCUAAGAAGGACCAAGAAUUUCUUGGGAUACUCCAAGAUUUUGCAAAGGACUGCGCAGAUAAACACGCAUUUGUCAUUAUAUUUGUCGCAACUCGUUCUGCCUGGUCGCGAGCAAUUAUUCCCUUAGAAGUUGGUGAUAUCUCAGAUGAAGAAGCCGUAAAAUUACUUAAAGAUUCUGGUACUGACCAAAAAACUGCUGAAGAUGCAGUGAAAUACCUGACCGGUGGACGGUUUGCUUUAUUGACUCAGUUCCAAUCAUUGAGUCGAUAUCCUAAAAUUUUGUUUGAAGAAUUCAAGGAGCAACUGUUCACGCAGGUUAAGAGAGAUUUGGAUAUGGUGGAACUUCCUGAAAACCAUGAAUUUUUCAUAAAGCUUAUCGAAAUACAUCGUAUUGGCAUUCAGCAAGCUAAAACAAUUAUACCUCUCAACAUGCUUCGCAAACUUGUCAAGGCUAACAUUCUCAAAGAACAUCAGGACUACACAGUGUCCUUUCAUUCACAUUAUAUCGAUACCUACUUUAAAGAGAGAGUAGGAGUGGAAGGAGGUUUUGAGUUGAAUAUGGUAAAAGGACGACGAUGUUCUUCACUGAUGACCCUCUUAGACUCUUGUAAUAUUCCAUAUGAGAAGAACCAAUGGAAGAAACAAGAGCCAAUAGAUCCAAUGACGAUGAUUGGUGAUAGAACACAACAGGCACACAUAAAGGCAGAUAGAAAAUAG
Messenger RNA from Entrophospora sp. SA101, 1923 nucleotides. The record is from the annotation of a GenBank genome assembly. NCBI's taxonomy places the organism in Eukaryota, Fungi, Glomeromycota, Glomeromycetes, Entrophosporales, Entrophosporaceae.